Molecule: messenger RNA, 5733 nt
Organism: Homalodisca vitripennis (glassy-winged sharpshooter)
Lineage: Eukaryota; Metazoa; Arthropoda; Insecta; Hemiptera; Cicadellidae
Gene: Tango5
Product: vacuole membrane protein 1
Exons: 8
Coding region: 159-1379 (406 amino acids)
Source: RefSeq, a predicted model, not a curated record
UUUCGAUGACGAUCGGACUGAUCAAGUAUUGUUUUCCUCUGUGGCCUGUGCAUAUGGUAUCUCAUUCUUAGAUCUCGAACUGUUUGUCAUGUGAAAUUUCUUGUGAAAGUGUUAUUUUCUUUCAAGAGUUCCGUUUCCUUAUUUCUAUUAAAAUUGAUAUGGAAGACAUUCAUCAAAGAGUUGGUUCACAACAUUCCAAUGGCGGCACAAGCCCAAUACCAAAACCCCCCUCUAUCUCAUCAAAACGGGGUGCCGAUAGAGCAGAACAGGAAUCAUAUGUGCUCUGGCGUAGACCUGUAUCUACAUUGAACUACUUCUUUCAAGAACUUUUCAUUUAUUUGAAAAGUAUUCCCCCGAAAUUAUGGGAGCACCGACGAUAUGUACACCUUUCCAUCUUCAUAGCACUAGUUGUAAUUAGUUUGAACAAUUUGGCUGGACCUCACCAACAAGUACUAUCCUGGGCUCAAAAGAAAUUUCUGUGGUGUGUGUACUGGUUUGGACUAGGGGUGCUGUCAUCAAUAGGACUUGGAACUGGGCUCCACACGUUCCUACUGUACUUGGGCCCUCACAUUGCCUCGGUCACCCUAGCCGCAUACGAGUGUGGGGGGCUGAACUUCCCUGAGCCACCAUACCCAGAUGAGAUCAUAUGUCCUGACGAGGUGGAUCCCCGUUGGGUUGCUACCCUGUGGAACAUCAUGUGCAAGGUGCGGCUGGAGGCUAUGAUGUGGGGUGCGGGCACAGCAGCAGGUGAACUGCCCCCGUACUUCAUGGCUCGGGCCGCCCGCCUCUCCGGCUAUGAUCCAGAGGAUGAAGAUGAUCUCAGAGAGUUCGAAGAAUUUCAAAGAAAGAGAGAGUUGCAUCCAGAAUCUUUGACAUUGUUAGACCGAAUGAAGGUAAUGGUUGAGAGUUUAGUAGAAAAAGUUGGAUUUUUUGGAAUUCUAGCCUGUGCCUCUAUUCCCAACCCACUGUUUGACUUGGCAGGAAUUACCUGCGGUCACUUCCUAGUUCCCUUCUGGACCUUUUUUGGUGCUACACUGAUAGGCAAGGCUGUGAUCAAAAUGAUGAUUCAACAGAUCUUUGUGAUCGUUGCGUUUAAUGAAGCUCUUAUCGCUAAGGCUGUGGACAGCUUGUCUGUAGUACCGAUCGUUGGGCAACUGCUUCAGGAACCAGUAAUGAAGUUCUUUAUCAAACAAAAAGAAAGAUUCCACAGAAAAGGAGGAGACAGUGUUGACUUUGGAGGCAACUGGAUAGCAAAAGCGUUCGAGAUUUUUGUUGUCUCCAUGAUCAUCUACUUCAUUGUAUCGAUCAUCAACUCGUUCGCUCAAAGUUACCACAAGCGCCUCAGAAAAUUAAAAGCUCAAAAAGAAUCAAAAGAUUGACUUAGAGUUCUUUUAGGCAGAAUGUUUCAACAGUUGUGUUCGAGUAAUUUUGUUAAUUUUUUAUGGCGUUUUGUAUAUAGUUGCUUGUUCUUGUUGGAAUGAAAUUGUAUUUGAUCUAUUUAUAGUGAUUUAUCAUUAAGGUGAAACUCCUGUGAUGUGUUCAAACAGAGCUAUGUACAGUAACAGUUUUAUAGGUGAGUUUGUACUUGACUGCUAGUGUGAGUGACUCAGUAGAUGUAUUCGGCUUGUUUCCUAGUCUAGACUGACUCCAGGGGAAUAUAUUGCAGUGGUCCCAGCUAAGUGACUUGUGUACUAAUAAUGAUAAUUCUAGGAAAUAGUACAUAUUCACGUAUAUGUACUGUUGUUUAGCUGAAAAACAUGAUAAUAAAAUUCAACUUGUCAUCAGUAAACAUAUGCAUAAUUUUGCAUGCAUAAAAAAAUUUAUAAUUUUUGUCUAGGAAGCAAUAAUUUAUGAACUACUAAUGCAUAGUGAAAUUUUUACAUAAUAUGACUUGUUAAAAGUGUUUCAGAUGGUUUUUUUAUCAAAGUGAUUACAAUGUAAUGCAAAUAAUGUUUAGCGUAGUAUAUUAGAAAACACUUUUAAAUUAUUGCAUUUUGAUGAUCUCAUGACCAAAGACAAUUGCUAACAUUUGUAAUUUAUUUAUCAACUGUAAUGUUGGCUUUGGCUAUUAAUUAAUAAUCUUAUAUCAUAUUUGGAUUUGGUACUACUAGCCUUUAGAUAGACUAUAAACCGUGUCCAAAUAUCAUCCCUUGUAAUUAGUUAAGCAUGAUUUAAGUUUACACCACACCCAAUCUCCCCCUGACACAGUUGACUUAACUGUAUGUUAUUUGUUAUAUUUAUUGUGCAAAGUUUACAAUAGACAGCUCCAGAUCUAAAUUUCUUGAAUUUUUAAUUUCUUCAUUCUGUUAUGACUAACAAUUUCCUUAGAUUGAAUUGCAUAAUGGUUUUUACAUUGUCACUUAUGAUCUUCCCAUAUUAUGUGAUGCUAAAGUUGGCUAUUUUUUAGAAUGAAACUUGGUAUUUAGUUAAUUGUCCCAUUGCUUUAUUGUUUGUCGAUCAGUCUGAUCAAUACAAAUUUUCUAUUCCAUAGUUGUUACAUCAGCCAACCUUAUAAAUAGUGAAAUGUGAUGUUAGAUAAAAUAUUGUAAAGUUUCUAACAAAUAGAGUAUAACACUAAUUAAAAUUAGUUUACCUGAUGACAGGCCAUGAAAAAUCGGAAGUUAAUUCCUUUUUGAUUUUAUAAAUUUAAUGCUAAGACAAUGUAAACUAAAAGCAAUUAUAACUCUAGACCACAUAAUACAAGUAAUGAUGUUUUCUAUCAUGUUUACUCAUUGACAAAACAAUUUAAUACGUGACUUUUUCAAUAGUAUAUGCCACAAGUGGGGUAACAUAAUAUUGUAGACAUUAUCAUAAGUUAGGGACCUCUUGCUUUAAUUAUCCCCACAAAGGAUGCGAGUCUUAACUGGAAACUAACUUUCCUCUAAGUUGGAAAGUUGUAUGUUUUUCAUUUAGUUCUGGAGUUUUAUUUUAAAACAUUUCCUUUAACUUUUACAGGCACUGUAGUAAGUUACUUCCAAACUACAUGUAACAAUCUCAUGAGUGUCGUUUGCAUUUUGAGUGCAAAAUUUUCAAAUGUUUUUUUACCCUACAUUGUCAAUCUUUUUAAGAAAAUUACAAUACAAUAUCUUAAAAGUUAUCUGCAAUAUUUUUCAAGCGUUUAGUUCUUAUAUAAAUUGGCAUGUUAGUAUGGUUUGUAUGUUAUCCUUUAGCUAACAUAUACAUAAAAACUGUUCAAUGUUUUGUGUUUUAUUUGGAAAGAAUGUACAAAUAGUUAUUGAAGAUAAAUGGGUAAUUCUUCAAAUUUACUUUUACUCAGAAAUAUCAUGAUAAUUUUCAAACAAAAUAACAGAAAGUAAAACUGGUUAUGUAUUCUUUUAGAACAUAAAAUACUCAUUGCAAUACAAAUUUUAAUAUUUUAAUAAAUUGAAAAUGAGAAUAUAAAAGAAUUUGUGUGAUUACGGCACUCAUUGGGUUAUACUCUUGUUAUUUGGUUUAAAAUCGUUAUUAUUGUAGUAUGUUUGGUAGUGUAAGCAAGUGUAUUCCUAUGUUGUUUGGUACAUGACAAUGCGUACAUUCAUUCACGCACAAUAUUUACAUAAUGUAAAUGUCAGUUACCAAAGAUUUUAAGUAUAGUUUUUCUAACUUAAAUGCCUUUAGAGAAAUAGGACUAGAAUUUGGUGGUGCUUCAUUUGUAAAGUUCAUUUACUUAGGUCUGAAAAUACAUAAUGCUGUAUAAAAAUGUUAUCCUUUCCUACAGUGAAUGAAUGUAUGUUUAAUAUUUUUGUUGAGUUUUGUGUUUAGUCUAUCUUUUAUUUCUGUUAUUGUGAAGUUGUUUUGUUAUGAUAUAAUUUAUACUUGCCACAACUGUAUGAUACACAGUAGUGUUACCGAAUUGUGUCAUUAGGCUGAAAAUAAUAAUUGACUAAUAUUUGCGAUAGAAUUAGGUAUUACCAUAAAUAUUUUUUAUACCUAGCAUGUAGUGAUAACAAAUUUGAAUUGUGCUAAAUUUCAAAGUAAAGGUGCACAGUAAUUUGUCCUUGAAACUUCCCAAGUGGUAAUGAGCAAUAUUUUAACAGUCAUUCAAGCAAGCAUUUAGGUAUUUGCAUUUUGGAAACUAAAUGUUUUGUGCUCAAUUAUUUCAUGUUUCUUAUUUUUUAUAAUUACCAUCCAAAUGAUCAUUCCUAACGGCCUAUUCAAAAUAGUUAUUAGAUGUUAAUUGGGAAUAAAUCAUAUGCAUAGAAAAUUCGUUAAAUUAUUGUAGGUACUUUAAGAUUGUGAUUACUUAAUUAAAUUUCCCGGAAAUUAUAGAUUUACAUGCCCAUGUUUAUUCUAUAUCUAAUUAUCUCUUAAUAUUUUAUUGGUUUUGUUUCUAUUUGUACAAUCAUUAAAUUUUCUCUGUGAUUUUAUGAUUGUUCAACACUAGUAGGAUAUUUAAAUUUUUGCAAAAAUAUUCAAUAAAUGGUUAUUCAAUGAAUUUAUAAUAUUUAGGGUAGAGUAAAAAUUGAAAAAUUAUUAGCAGUUUUUUCUUACUGGAUUUAAAAUUAUAGUAUGCAUGUGAUAACAUUUGUCAAUAAUUAACAUUAUUAAAUUUGAAAGCUUCAGGUUUAGUAUUUAAAAUAAAUCAGCCAUUUAAUUACUUUUGGAGUUAAAACUAAUUUAUACAAUCAUUUUAACCAUUCGCAUGCAAUAGACACAUAAAUUAUCUACUUCAAACUUUCCUUAAAUCCUGAAUUAGAGCACAUCUAAAAUAACACAUUUAGUCCUCUAGUUCACAUAUCCACAAAGACAAAAUUAAACAUAUUUAUUAUCUGCCUGUGGUACUAUCAUAUCUUGGUCUGCCACAUGCAUAUUUAUUCCAUAAAUUUACAAUCAUCCUACUGAUAAUUUCAUUAUAGUUUUUAUUAAUGUUUUGCUUAAUGAUAGGUAAUUUGGUACCCAUGCAUAAAUAUGAAUUUUUGCUAACAUUGUACAAAGAUUUUCUAAUUUAAUGUAAUUUGUGCAUUUUACACACUGUUAUUAGUAAGUGUAAAAUUGUAUUACAAAUUUUGUAUUAUCUAUUACUGAAGAAAAUAUUUUGUGGAAAAAGUAGUUUAUUUAAUUUGGUGUUUAAGAAAAACUUUUUCAAAUUUUCUGUAGCAUGCAAAAGGUUAAAAUUAUUGUUGUUGUUCUUAUUAAUCAAGUCCAAAUACAAUUAAAUUUACAAUAAAUAGAUAUAAAAAUGUUAGGCUCUAGGAAAUAUUUUGUUAAAUAUUACUUGGAAAAAGGCACAACAAUCUUAUAGACUUUUUUCUGUUGUUUACAACUACAUGAUACAAAGUAAUGUUUAUUAAACCAAACCAUGAAGUAUUUAUACUUUGAAAACACUUCUUAACAGUAUUCUAAUUAUUAUUUAGGAUAUUUUUUCCAAAUUUAGAACGUAAUGUUCAUUGAUUGUUAGAGCCCCUCCUAUAACGAGAAUGAAGGAAAUAUUUUGUACCCACAAUGUUAUAAGUAAACCCUGAACAGUAUUUAAUAAUUUUCGUAUAGUAGUGAUAGAGUUAUUAAGUAUUGGUUUUGAUUCUGUUUGGAACCAUUCCUGCUAACACAUUCCUUUUCCUACCUCAAAUGUCUUCUAAACCAGAUUUUACAUUUCAAACCAAACUUCUAAACUAUGUGCUGUAAUUGAUUAUUAUUAAGUUUAUUUUGUUUGUAUGGUCCAAGAUAUACUUUUCUGUUCAUUUCCUAGAUUAAGUUUUCAUUUAAUUUGUGAAAAUAAAUACUUUUGUUGAUUAA